Verticillium nonalfalfae is the source of this 2547-nucleotide messenger RNA. RefSeq lists its product as uncharacterized. Gene Ontology annotation, biological process: carbohydrate metabolic process. Gene Ontology annotation, molecular function: hydrolase activity, hydrolyzing O-glycosyl compounds; carbohydrate binding. The coding region runs from base 1 to 2547 and encodes 848 amino acids. Lineage: Eukaryota; Fungi; Ascomycota; Sordariomycetes; Glomerellales; Plectosphaerellaceae. The record is from RefSeq and is a predicted model, not a curated record. The transcript has a single exon.
AUGCCCCAGAACGAACUCAUCCCCUCUUCUUGGACGGUCGAGGCCUCGACAGAAUCGGAUGACUCUCCUUCUAUUCGGUUGACCUCAUCCAGCAAUGGCGCUCCGUUCAACUUCAGCUUCGAGGCUGUCCGACCGGACGUCUUCAGGACCACAUAUACCUCCGAGAGCCACCCAUUGCCUCCUCACCCAAGCAUACUCCGCCCUGAGACCAAACUUGGGGAGAAGAAAGCCUCGAUUCAGUCGACUGAAAAGAGCAAGACAAUAAGCAUCGGAAAUGUCUCCGCAACAGUUAAUUAUUCUGGCGAGACCCCUCAUUUGGCCAUCAACUUUGACGGCCAGGAAGAACCCCUUCUCCAGGACGUGCCAAACCGUUCCUACACAGCCGAUGGACCUGGGAUUGCUCAUUACACUCGCUACAACCGUGGAACUCUCCACGUCGGCCUGGGCGAGAAGGCUGCGCCCAUGAAUCUGUCAGGUCGCCGCUUCCAGCUCUCCGCGACCGACAGCUUUGGUUAUGACGUCCACCGAACCGACCCUUUGUACAAAAACAUUCCUCUCCUCAUCAAUGCUACUCCCAAAGGCUGUGUUGCUACCUUCUCAUCAACGCAUGCUCGCGGAGAGUACUCUGUCGGCUCUGAAAUGGACGGCAUGUGGGGGUUCUACAAGGUCUACCGCCAAGACUUCGGCGGCUUGGAGGAAUACGUGAUAGUCGGCAACACGCUGAAGGACAUCGUCUCGACAUAUGCCAGCCUCGCAGGAUAUCCUCUGCUAGUCCCUCGUUGGGCCUUUGGCUAUCUAUCUGGCGGCAUGAAGUACUCUAUGCUGGAUGACCCACCUGCAAGCGAGUCGCUCCUGGAACUCGCCCGCAAGAUGAAGGAACACGACAUUCCAUGCUCCGCUUACCAGAUGUCCUCUGGGUACACCGUGGCUGAGAGGGAACCCAAGACGCGUAAUGUCUUCACUUGGAACCGCCAUCGGUUCCCGGAUCCUGAAGGUUGGAUCAAGGAGUACCACAAGAUGGGCAUGCGUCUGAUCGCUAACGUCAAGCCGUACCUCAUCGCCAGUCACCCCGAAUAUCAGAAACUCAAGGCUGCUGGCGGACUCUUCACUGAUCCUCGCACCAAACAGCCUGCUGUAACCAAGCUGUGGAGUGCCGGUGGUGGUGAGAGUGACGAUGGUGGCCACAUUGACUUCACUUCCGAAGCAGGUUUCAACUGGUGGUACGAGGGUGUCAAGACUCUAGCGCAACAGGGUAUCGACUGCAUGUGGAAUGACAAUAACGAGUACACAGUCACGGAUGACAACUGGGAAUGUGCGCUGGACCAGAAAUCUAUGCAAGUUCCUCCUGGUCUUGACAAGAGGCCCCAGAUCGGCCUCUGGGGCCGCAGCCUGCACACCGAACUCCACGGGAAGGCUUCGCACGACGCUUUGCUUGAAGUCAACCCCGACGAACGUCCUUUCGUCCUUACCCGAAGCGCUACGGCGGGGACGAUGCGUUACGCCUGCAGCACCUGGAGUGGAGACAACACGACCAGCUGGCCCGGCAUGAAGGGCGCCAAUGCGCUAUCCCUAAACGCUGGUCUCAGUCUACUGCACUGUUAUGGCCACGACAUUGGCGGGUUCGAAGGGCCUCAGCCGUCACCGGAACUGCUCCUUCGCUGGGUGCAGCUCGGCAUCUACUCUCCUCGCUUUGCCAUUAACUGCUUCAAGACAGGGACCGACAACAGUGUCGGUGAUGUAAUCGAGCCCUGGAUGUACCCUUCUAUCACGCACCUCGUGCGCAAGACUAUCAAGAGGCGUUAUGCCCUGAUUCCUUACAUCUACUCCCUGGCACUGGAGAGCCAUGUGAGCGCAACACCUCCUCAGCGUUGGACGGGCUGGGGCUACGAAUCUGACCCGGAGGUGUGGACUAACUCUGUGCUCACCGACGGAGAGACGCAAUACUUCCUUGGAGACUCGCUCCUGAUCGGCGGCGUGUACGAGUCCGGCGUCAGCAAGGCGCGAGUUUACCUCCCCAAGGGUUCGGAGGAAGACGAAGGGUUCUUGAAUCUCAAUGCGCCUUAUCAAUACUUCGCGGCAGGCCAGUGGGUUGACGUCGAUGCAGAAUGGCACGGCUCCGGCAUCGCCGUACUGGGCAAAGUCGGCGGCGCCAUCCCGGUUGGUCGUGAUGUCCAGGUUCUUUCGCCUGGUGAAAAGGAGAACGUUGCCAACCUUCCCCUCGAUGAUUAUCGGGCUGUCGAGAUUUUGCCACCGCAACACGAGUCCAAGGACGGCAAGUGGCACGAGACAACGUGGUUUGAGGACAAUGGCGUGUCAGUCGUAACCAAGAACAAGAUCUCAUCGUACACCAUUGCCUAUUCCGCGGCUGCCAAUGAGAUCAAGGUGAAGUUUACUAGAGAUGAGUCGUCUGGGUUUGAGGCUCCCUGGCAAUCUUUGGUUGUCAUUUUGCCGUCCGGCGAUCAGAGGACAUUGGUGAGCUCAGAUGGCAAGGACGUCAAAGCGCUGGGCGUGGAUGAUCAAGGCCGCCACAAGUUCGAGCUAAGCUGA